Messenger RNA from Aspergillus saccharolyticus JOP 1030-1, 853 nucleotides. RefSeq lists its product as uncharacterized. Lineage: Eukaryota; Fungi; Ascomycota; Eurotiomycetes; Eurotiales; Aspergillaceae. The transcript is spliced from 4 exons. The record is from RefSeq and is a predicted model, not a curated record. Bases 1 to 738 code for a protein of 245 amino acids.
AUGACCCACGAACUCCAAGUAAUCGCCCUCGCCGGCGGCAAGGGGGAUCUCGGCCAGUACCUGCAGGAAGCCCUAAGCCAAGAUCCCCGCUACAGCCUGGUGAUCCUCACGCGUCAGAUCAACCCCUCCACCCUCAAAUCCCCCCACACAGACACAAACACAAACACCACCACCAUACCAACCGACUACACCCUCUCCUCCCUCCUCAGCAUCCUCACCACCACCCAAGCCACCACCCUGAUCUCCCUCAUCCGCUGCCCAGAUGCCGACUACCUCCCCCUCCACACCAGUCUCCUCGAGGCCGCCCGCCUCACGCAGAGUUGCACCCGCUUCAUCCCCUCGGAAUGGGCGGGGGAUAUCGCAUCCUUCCCGGAUCUUUCGCGAGCGUACGCCCGGACCCGGGCGCCUCUCCGCGGACUGCUCGCGAACCAGCCCUGUCCUAAGGUAGAGUACACGCUGUUCAACCACGGGUGGUGCAUGGAGUUUUCCUGCCCGAGACAAAGUCGUAUCGACGAUUGGGGGACGUUCAAUCAGAUGGCGGAGACAUUGGAGCGCUUCUACGACCAGCCGGAGAGUCUGGAGCUGGCGAUCGCCGAGGCAGAGGAAUGGACGGUCAGCGGAGCGACAGCCUGCCCUAAAGAGAAGACCUUGUGGCAGCGGGAGACGUACUUCGCUGGGAUGCAGUUCACCACAGUGAAGCAGUUGCUGCAGCAGGCUGAGAGGGAGGAGCGGGUUUGAGAGCAGACUAGGUCACUGCGAUCGUCACUUUACUGUGGGCAGAUGAAGUUAUUCAACAGCGUAGCACGAAUCUAUUCUCUGCUUACCCCCCGCCUCACCAAACAUGACCCUUGUA